GACAAAUUGACAAAAUAAAUGAUUUUAAAUUUAGGUGUUUCUUAUAGAACUGCGGAAUAUGCAGCUGAAGAGUAUUAUAUUAAAACAUUUAAGAAUGCGAUUGAAAAACUAAUAGAGUGCUAUAAGGAUCAACUUCAAAAUAUUUCAGAUAUCGUUUAUUCAAAUUCAAAUAAUGAAUCUGAUCCAAGGGUUUAUAGAAAUUGUGCAGAUUUGAAGAACAUAUUUAAGACGAAAUCUGAGGUAAUUCUCGAAAAAAAAAUUGGAGCCAUUGAUGAAGCAUUAAACUCAGAACCACGUAAAAAACAAUUUUAUCAGUGUUUUCAAGAUUUUAAAAAUGCAGUGUUUAACGUGAAAAUAAAAAAUGCUAAUUACCCAAAAAAGGCUACUAACAUUGACACAAAUGGAACCAAAGAUUUAAGUAUAAAAGAAAAAAAAAAAAUACUACAACUUAAAGACAUCAAUUUUAUAAACAAAAUCCAAAAUUUCAAUGAAGAAUGGCUCCGAGACUACACCGGUUAUAAUCUACUUCAAGCACUAUACAAUAGAGGUCCAAGUGACUGUAUGGAUGAUAUACGUAAAAACUACUCUGAGAAUAUAUUUAGCAUAACGAAACUGAGUUACCAAUACAGUAAGCACGUUUUAAUUAAUUUAAUUAUAUUUUGA
Messenger RNA from Metopolophium dirhodum (rose-grain aphid), 663 nucleotides. RefSeq lists its product as uncharacterized. The record is from RefSeq and is a predicted model, not a curated record. NCBI's taxonomy places the organism in Eukaryota, Metazoa, Arthropoda, Insecta, Hemiptera, Aphididae. The transcript is spliced from 16 exons. Bases 19 to 663 code for a protein of 214 amino acids.